CAUAGCUGUGAAAAAAUAGUGGAGAACGGACCGAGAGAACAAGCAGGUUUUUGGACAAUAAGUGUCGAUUCAAAAAGUGCAGUAAUAGAAAAAAAAGGAAGAAAAAAAAAAACAAAUUAAAAGAAGUUAUAGUUCACAUUGUGCGAAACAAGCAAAUAAGGCAAUAUGCAGAUCUUUGUCAAGACUUUAACCGGCAAGACCAUCACCUUGGAGGUCGAACCCUCCGAUACCAUUGAGAACGUCAAGGCCAAGAUCCAGGACAAGGAGGGUAUUCCCCCAGACCAGCAGCGAUUGAUCUUUGCUGGCAAGCAGCUUGAGGACGGACGCACUCUGUCCGACUACAACAUUCAGAAGGAGUCGACUCUUCACUUAGUUCUCCGCCUGCGUGGUGGUAUGCAGAUCUUUGUCAAGACUUUGACCGGCAAGACCAUCACCUUGGAGGUCGAGCCCUCCGAUACCAUUGAGAAUGUCAAGGCCAAGAUCCAGGACAAGGAGGGUAUUCCCCCAGACCAGCAGCGAUUGAUCUUUGCUGGCAAGCAGCUUGAGGACGGACGCACUCUGUCGGACUACAACAUCCAAAAGGAGUCUACUUUGCAUUUGGUCCUGCGUCUGCGUGGUGGUAUGCAGAUCUUUGUCAAGACUUUGACCGGCAAGACCAUCACCUUGGAGGUCGAGCCCUCCGAUACCAUUGAGAAUGUCAAGGCCAAGAUCCAGGACAAGGAGGGUAUUCCCCCAGACCAGCAGCGAUUGAUCUUUGCUGGCAAGCAGCUUGAGGACGGACGCACUCUGUCCGACUACAACAUCCAAAAGGAGUCUACUUUGCAUUUGGUCCUGCGUCUGCGUGGUGGUAUGCAGAUCUUUGUCAAGACUUUGACCGGCAAGACCAUCACCUUGGAGGUCGAGCCCUCCGAUACCAUUGAGAAUGUCAAGGCCAAGAUCCAGGACAAGGAGGGUAUUCCCCCAGACCAGCAGCGAUUGAUCUUUGCUGGCAAGCAGCUUGAGGACGGACGCACUCUGUCGGACUACAACAUCCAAAAGGAGUCUACUUUGCAUUUGGUCCUGCGUCUGCGUGGUGGUAUGCAGAUCUUUGUCAAGACUUUGACCGGCAAGACCAUCACCUUGGAGGUCGAGCCCUCCGAUACCAUUGAAAAUGUCAAGGCCAAGAUCCAGGACAAGGAGGGUAUUCCCCCAGACCAGCAGCGAUUGAUCUUUGCUGGCAAGCAGCUUGAGGACGGACGCACUCUGUCGGACUACAACAUUCAGAAGGAGUCUACUUUGCAUUUGGUCCUGCGUCUGCGUGGUGGUAUGCAGAUCUUUGUCAAGACUUUGACCGGCAAGACCAUCACCUUGGAGGUCGAGCCCUCCGAUACCAUUGAGAAUGUCAAGGCCAAGAUCCAGGACAAGGAGGGUAUUCCCCCAGACCAGCAGCGAUUGAUCUUUGCUGGCAAGCAGCUUGAGGACGGACGCACUCUGUCCGACUACAACAUCCAAAAGGAGUCUACUUUGCAUUUGGUCCUGCGUCUGCGUGGUGGUAUGCAGAUCUUUGUCAAGACUUUGACCGGCAAGACCAUCACCUUGGAGGUCGAGCCCUCCGAUACCAUUGAGAAUGUCAAGGCCAAGAUCCAGGACAAGGAGGGUAUUCCCCCAGACCAGCAGCGAUUGAUCUUUGCUGGCAAGCAGCUUGAGGACGGACGCACUCUGUCGGACUACAACAUUCAGAAGGAGUCGACUCUUCAUUUAGUUCUCCGUCUGCGUGGUGGUAUGCAGAUCUUUGUCAAGACUUUGACCGGCAAGACCAUCACCUUGGAGGUCGAGCCAUCCGAUACCAUCGAGAAUGUCAAGGCCAAGAUCCAGGACAAGGAGGGUAUUCCCCCAGACCAGCAGCGUUUGAUCUUUGCUGGCAAGCAGCUUGAGGACGGACGCACUCUGUCGGACUACAACAUCCAAAAGGAGUCUACUUUGCAUUUGGUCCUGCGUCUGCGUGGUGGUAUGCAGAUCUUUGUCAAGACUUUGACCGGCAAGACCAUCACCUUGGAGGUCGAGCCCUCCGAUACCAUUGAGAAUGUCAAGGCCAAGAUCCAGGACAAGGAGGGUAUUCCCCCAGACCAGCAGCGAUUGAUCUUUGCUGGCAAGCAGCUUGAGGACGGACGCACUCUGUCCGACUACAACAUCCAAAAGGAGUCUACUUUGCAUUUGGUCCUGCGUCUACGUGGUGGCGCUCUCUAGAUUUUUUCCGCAAUUAUAAUCUAAAAUUUAAUCUUGCCAAGGCAGUAGAAGUAUUCAAAGUAAACUUUUAGUUAAUUUGCGUGAACAAUAAUCUUAAUCGGAAAUUAUAUUUGUGUAUUACAACAAAAAAUACAUUUUAAAUUUAUUUGUUUAAAACUUA
Messenger RNA from Drosophila ficusphila, 2386 nucleotides. Its product is annotated as polyubiquitin-C. The record is from RefSeq and is a predicted model, not a curated record. Gene Ontology annotation, biological process: protein ubiquitination; modification-dependent protein catabolic process. Gene Ontology annotation, molecular function: protein tag activity; ubiquitin protein ligase binding. NCBI's taxonomy places the organism in Eukaryota, Metazoa, Arthropoda, Insecta, Diptera, Drosophilidae. Gene Ontology annotation, cellular component: cytoplasm; nucleus.